Molecule: messenger RNA, 366 nt
Organism: Ostreococcus lucimarinus CCE9901
Lineage: Eukaryota; Viridiplantae; Chlorophyta; Mamiellophyceae; Mamiellales; Bathycoccaceae
Exons: 2
Coding region: 1-366 (121 amino acids)
Biological process (GO): protein targeting to membrane
Cellular component (GO): cytoplasm; nascent polypeptide-associated complex
Source: RefSeq, a predicted model, not a curated record
AUGCAAAAGUUGGGCUUGGAACAGCUCGACGACGUGCAACGCGUGACGUUCAGGAAGGGCAAGCAGGCGAUGUUCGUGAUCAACUCGCCGGAUGUUUUCCACUCGCCGGGUUCGGACUCGUACGUCAUCUUCGGUGAGGCCAAGACGGAGGAUUUGGCCGCGCAGGCGGCGCAGCUCAAGAACGCCUUCAAGGCCGAGGCUCCGGCCGCGGGCGCGGCGAUGCCGACUUUGGAAGAAACUGGGGUUGAGGCGAAGGAUAUCGAGCUCGUGAUGACGCAAGCGAACGUGUCCCGCGCCAAGGCUGUCACCGCUUUGAAGGCUAACCCGGGCGACAUCGUUUCGGCUAUCAUGGACCUCACCAUGUAA